This is a messenger RNA of Psammomys obesus (fat sand rat), 6921 nucleotides long. RefSeq names its product non-SMC condensin II complex subunit G2 (gene Ncapg2). Gene Ontology annotation, cellular component: condensin complex; nucleus. The coding region runs from base 106 to 3525 and encodes 1139 amino acids. The transcript is spliced from 28 exons. Gene Ontology annotation, biological process: mitotic sister chromatid segregation. The record is from RefSeq and is a predicted model, not a curated record. Lineage: Eukaryota; Metazoa; Chordata; Mammalia; Rodentia; Muridae.
UGGGCGCGCGCGCAAGGGUUUGAAUCUGGUCCGAGCGCGGGAAACUGUGGGUCCCUGGUGAGGGUUAUAAAGCAAGCCCCCUUAGAACAGUCUCAUCUAUCUGUCAUGGAAAAACGUGAGGCUUUCGUCCAAGCAGUAUCUAAGGAGCUGGUUGAAGAGUUUCUGCGGUUUGUUCAACUUGAUAAAAAUUCUUCUGAUCCUUUUAGCUUAAGUGAGUUACUAGAUGAAUUAUCAAGGAAACAGAAAGAAGAAUUAUGGCAAAGGCUGAAGGAUUUACUCACAGAAACGUUGUUGGAGAGUCCUGUGGAUGGGUGGCAGACAGUAGAAGUCCUGGGUGAAACUGAAAUGGAGUCAGAGCACAGUCCAAAGAUGAAAAAGAGCAUAGAAAUAACAUACGCAAUUGCAACUGUAAUUCUUGCUUCUAUAUCUAUAAUAAAUGAACAUGAGAACUAUGGGGCCCUCUUGGAAUGUGCUGUUAUAUUGAAUGGCAUUUUAUAUGCAUUACCUGAAUCUGAACAGAAACUCCAGAACUCUAUUCAGGAUCUGUGUGUCAGAUGGUGGGAAAAGGGCCUGCCUGCCAAGGAGGACAUGGGAAAGACUGCGUUUAUCAUGCUGCUAAAGAGAAGUCUGGAGACAAAAACAGGUGCGGAUGUGUGUCGGUUAUGGCGCAUCCAUCAGGCUUUAUACUGCUUUGAUUAUGAUUUGGAGGAAAAUAGAGGAAUUAAAGACAUGCUACUUGAGUGCUUCAUAAAUGUUAAUUACAUUAAGAAGGAAGAGGGAAGAAGAUUUCUUAGUUUUCUCUUCAGUUGGAAUGCAGACUUUAUUAAAAUGAUCCAUGAAACCAUUAAAAAUCAGUUAUCUGGAUUACAAAGGUCUUUGAUGGUACACAUUGCAGAAAUUUAUUUCAGAGCUUGGAAAAAGGCUUCAGGGAAAAUGCUGGAGGCCAUUGAAAAUGACUGCAUCCAGGACUUCAUGUUCCAUGGCAUCCACCUUCCACGGAAGUCUCCAGUGCACUCCAAAGUACGAGAGGUGCUGAGUUACUUUCACCAACAGAGAGUGCGUCAGGGAGUGGAAGAGAUGUUGUGUAGGUUGUACAAGCCCAUCCUGUGGCGAGGACUGAAGGCCAGAAAUUCUGAAGUUCGAUCAAAUGCUGCAUUGCUGUUUGUUGAAGCAUUUCCUAUUAGAGAUCCAAACUUCACUGCCAUUGAAAUGGACAGUGAAAUUCAGAAGCAGUUUGAAGAACUAUAUAGCCUUUUAGAAGAUCCUUACCCACAGGUUCGUUCCACAGGCAUCCUUGGUGUUUGUAAAAUAACUUCUAAGUACUGGGAAAUGAUGCCCCCCACCAUUCUUGUUGACCUCUUGAAGAAAGUCACAGGGGAGCUGGUAUUUGAUGCAAGCUCAGCUGAUGUUCGUUGUUCUGUUUUUAAGUGUUUGCCGAUUAUUUUGGAUAAUAAACUGAGCCACCCAUUAUUAGAACAGCUUUUGCCACCACUCAGGUAUAGUCUCCACGACAAUUCAGAGAAAGUGAGGGUGGCUUUUGUUGAUUUGUUGCUGAAAAUCAAAGCUGUGAGAGCUGCAAAGUUUUGGAAAAUAUGCCCCAUGGAGGACAUUUUGGUUCGCCUGGAAAUGGAUUCUCGGCCUGUGUCUCGGCGCCUGGUGAACCUCAUCUUCAAUUCUUUUCUGCCUGUGAACCAGCCUGAGGAGGUGUGGUGUGAGCGCUGUGUCACACUGAUCCAGAUGAAUCGUGCAGCUGCCAGGAAGUUCUAUCAAUAUGCCCAUGAGCAUACUGCCAGCGCCAACAUAGCAAAGCUCAUCCACGUCAUCCGUCACUGCUUGAAUGCCUGUAUCCAGAGGACUCUGAGAGAGGAACCCGAGGACCACAAGGAAUGUGAGAAGGAAAACGUCAGCGUAUUAGACAACACCUUGUCAGUGAAUGACACCGUGUCCAUGGCAGGGUUACUGGAAAUCAUUGUGAUCCUCUGGAGGAGCAUCCAUAGGAGUUUGGAGAACAACAAAGAGGCCAGAGCUUACACCAUCAGUAAGUUUGCAUCUGUGCUUCCGGAGUACCUGAAGGUGUUCAAGGAUGAGCGCUGCAAGAUUCCUUUGUUUAUGCUAAUGUCCUUCUUGCCAGCCUCUGCUGUCCCUGUGUUCAGCUGUGGUGUGAUUUCUGUCCUGAGAAAUCAGGAGGAGAAUGUUACAGGCAGGAGCUACUGUACCUUGUUGGACUGUCUGUGUUCCUGGGGCCACGUGGGCCAUGUCUUGGAGCUCAUUGUGGACUGGCUGCCACCAGGGCCACUGCAGGCCAAGAGUAAUUUGGCCUCUAAACGUAAAGUACAAAUCAGUGACGUGUGCCCAGUGAAGCCCGAGUUAGCACUGUUGUACAUGGAGUACUUGCUGACCCAUCCAAAGAACCGGGAGUGUCUGCUCUCUGAGUCCAAGAAGAAGCUUAACCAGCUUUUAAAGGCACUUGAGAGAUCCAAGGCAGAUCUGGAAUCAUUUCUUCAGUCUCCAAGUGGGAAUCCCCACAACUUCAGUAAAGCAGCUGCUCUGCAUGCCUUUGGUCUUUACUGUAGGCUGAGUGUCCAUCUUCAAUACAAGUUCUGCUCAGAAGAGAAAAUUCAUCUGUCCAUCUUGAAUGACACUGGGUCUUGGUUAGAAAAUAAAGUUUUACCUCUUCUUCAAGAUCAAGAAGAGGAGUAUCUGAAGCUUCGGAGGGAUGUCUAUCAACAGAUCGUCCAGACUUACCUGGCUGUGUGUAAAGAUGUUGUCAUGGUUGGCCUUGGAGACCCUAAAUUCCAGAUUCAGCUUUUGCAGAGGAGUCUUGGGAUAAUGAAAACAGUGAAGGGAUUUUUUUACGUUUCAUUACUUCUUGGCAUUCUGAAGGAGAUAACUGGAAGCUCCAUGAUUCACAGAAUAGAUUCAGAUGAAGAAGUCACAGUACUUUUUGACCUAGUCCAGGAAGUAUUUCAGAAGAUGUUGGAAUGUGUUGCCGGGACCUUCAGGAAGCAGCCAGAAGAAAGUCUGCCGCUCUUUCAUUCUAUUCAGACCCCCCUUCAUGAAUUUAUCAGCACUGUCCAGUCCUGGCACAAGGACACUGCAGUCCACCACGCUGUGCUCUCUACUCUGAUCGCUGCACCUGUGGUCGAGAUAAGUCACCAGCUGCGGAAGGUUUCUGAUACAGAGGAGCUGACCACACCACAAUGUCUGGCUGACCUUCCUCCACUUUCAAGGUGUUUGGUGGGAGUAAUAAUGAAGUCUUCGGAUGUUGUCAGGUCGUUUUUGGAUGAACUAAAGGCAUGUGUAACUUCUGAUGAUAUUGAAGGCAUUGUGUGCCUCACAGCUGUUCUGCAUAUUAUUUUGGUUGUUAACAAAGGUAAACAUAUAAGUGCAAAGGUAAAGGAGGCAGUAGCAACUGUGAACAGAAAGCUAAAGACGUUUAUGGAGAUCACUUUGGAAGAGGAUAGCCUUGAGAGGUUCCUGUAUGAAUCGUCAAUGAGAACGUUGGGAGAGUUUCUGAAUUCAUGACAAAACCACAAUCUCUGGGGGUGUAGAAACAGAAAGACUGUCGGAAACGAAAUGUGUGUAUCUUCCUUGCCUUUUUAAAAAAUUUUGUCAGACUAAGCCUGGAGGCCUGAGUCUGUUAGGAACACAGCCAGGCCAGUAGCUGCCCAGAGAUGGAGCCCAGUGCAGCCGUGCUGCUCUACCACACACUGUGCCUUUAGUCGACUCGCAGAGAUAAAGAGUGGGAAAUCGGGGGAAAGACUGGCAAGCAGCUCAGCGUUCUCCCCAGAAGCCUGGGCAAAGCGUAUGGAAACUGUGGCAUGGGACAGCUCUUGAGUUCAUUGGCCUAUGACUUACCCAUUAUUUAUUAUUUGUGAUGAAAUUCUCACUGGAACAGAUUUCUCUUUGGCUUUUCAGCAGGGCUGUCGUUAGCCUACACAGGACCUGUGUUCAAAUGAUGAAAGAAUCCCUUCGUCAAGAUGUUUUACUGCCAUCUGCUGUGCAGUUUGUAACAAACAGACACAGUGUAGAGCACUGACAUUGAAGUGUCCACUUACAGCUCAGCUCAGCUCUGACAUCUGAGCUGUAGGUUUUGUAUUUACCUACUCUAAAGGCAGCAGCCUCCUUCCAUAAAAAGUCUUUAUCAGAUCAGAGAAGGCUCCUUGUUUGAGUGCUGCUGUGUGCCAUGCACAGUCAUGGAUGGAGCAGGAAUUAACAAAAAAACAAACCUACUAAAGUGGAAUUGAGGAGGACCUGGGCUAGGAGCUAGUUGCCACCUAGAAGUGAAUGAUUGUUGGGUCUCGAGGCCGCAGUAGAGUGUUGCUCAGUGGAUUCACGUGCCCGAUUGCCCCCGUUUUCUCUCUACAGGUCUGUGGCAGAGGCACAGGCCUUUUCCUAUAUUGGUGAUUGUAGACGAGUAAGCAGAGAACUCAAGAGCUAAAUAACGGGUAAUGAUAUAAAAGAGGAAAAGGUUCUGGUUUAAAAGUGACAUGAUGUGAACCACAAAUAGGCAAUGACAACAAGUUUGUGUACUUCAUUUAACAUUUGGCAAGUGGUCCUCUGUGCACAUGUGGAGAAGCCAUGGCGCCAACACCGUGGUAGAAGGUUCUUUGGAUCCUCAUGGCAAGACUAGGCUUCGAAAGCCUCUUUUACCCCCUCAGCAGCCUUCCCUCGGCAAAGACUGGCAAGUGGGCUUCAGUGGCCUGAACUCAGGGUAGAGAGCUUGGGGAUGAGUGCAUUGGAGAUGGUAGAUGUACUCAGGAGGUGGUACAUCUACAGAUGUAAAGUAGCCAGGUAGAGGAGAAUUUGACAUCACACGGGGUUAGACAGUUAGAAUUGAACCAGUCUGUCUUCCAGACAGCUAUAAUGAGAAACUGAACAAGGGUCUGCAGGAAGUUGGCAAACUAACAGAACUUGCCUGUUUGAAUGCAGUAGCUGUAAGCGUAGUGUGCUGCUUGGAGGAUCAUUUGCAGGAAGAGGAGGCUUUGCAUGGUGACUAGCAUGUCUGCAACUUACUGAAGGCCAGGGAUAGGAACUAAAGUGUUAGUGAUGCCUUUGACAACAUGAGCAGAUCAACAGUGAAGGAGAGACUUUACAGGAAGUUGGCUUUGAGAUUAUUGAGACAAGAACAACCACUACAAGAAGACAGAGCCUUCGGUCCUCACAUGCUUCAGAAAAAAAUGUCUCUUCUGGACAGAAUGCAGAUACACAAAACACCUCAUUACAGUUUUUUUGCACUUGUUUCUGGCCAAAUAAAUGAGAAGCCAUUGAUUACCCUCCACCUCUUGGGCCUUUUAAAAAUAAUCAUGUUUGGAUUGUUUUAGUUCUCUUAUUUUUGUGAGGUGGUUCCGUUGAAGAAAGAAGGAAGACAUAGUGAAAAAAUUAGCUGUCAGAUGAUUUCAAAAUUAUAGCUGGGGCUAGAGAGAUGGCUCAGAGGUUAAGAGCACUGGCUGCUCUUUCAGAGGUCCUGAGUUCAAUUCCCAGCAACCACUUGAUGGCUCACAAUCAUCUAUAAUGAGAUCUAGUGCCCUCUUCUGUCCAGCAAGCAUAUGUGCAGGCAGAACAUUGUAUAAAUAAUAAAUCUUAAAAAAAAAAAUGAUAGCUGAUUUCUUAAAAUGUUCUGCUUUUACAUUGAUGGGUGGGACCUACAAUACUGUACAUUUUAAAAGACAAAAGGAACAUCAGUAAUAAUUUAUAGAGCAGUUAAGUGUAUUCGUGGUACUUUGAGGUUUUUAAGGAUUGUUGAAUGCUGAUCCCUUGACAUUGACUUUACCUUCAGUCUGAAUACUCUCAGGAGUUGAGUUGCACUAUUGUUACCCUUGUAAGAAGUAUUAAGAUUAGGUUUUAAAAGCAUUUUAUUUCUGUGUACUUGCUUAUGGAUGGCACAGUUCAGAUAGGUAGUGUUAUUCCUUGGUCAGACUAUUUCAGUUAAAUAUUAAGAAUGGGUUGGCAUUUACAGGCUUAUUUUUCUUGCUAUUAAUCUUGUUGCUAGAGACAUUAUGUAAAGAGUGUGGGCUGGUAAGAUUAACUUUUAAAAAUGUCCCCCCUACAGACAUGGCUUUAAUUACCUAAGAAGUUGGUUAUUCACUUCUUUUUUUGUUUUGUUUUGUUUUUCAGUACAUUAAAUAAUAAUGUAGCUUUAAAAAUGGAGUUAUGUUUAUGACCCUAAACAAACCUGACAUAGGUCUUUUCUCUUAGGCAUAAGAAAAAUACAUGAAAAAAAGGAAAAAAUAACAAAAAACAAAAACCAAGAACAACAACAACAAAAUGUAGAUGGGCUUGUGGCACACUAACUGUGGUUAAUGUCAGCUACUACAGAUUGUUAAACUUGUGGCCACUAAGCAUGCGACAGUAUAUGAAAAUCUCUAGACACUGUUCUUGAAAAACAAGUUCACUAAUGCGUUCACUUAUUUGGUGGAAAAUAUCCUAGAUUUGAUUACAUUCUGAGCCUAUAAUACUUAGAUUAAAGAUUUGGAAUGAAUGGAAUUAUUUAGCCAAUGUUCCCUCUGUUCUUAGAAAGACAGAAGUGUAAAUGUUAGCGCAAAUAUUUCUGCGACCUCCUACUGACAGGUCUGGUUUAUGCCAGAUCAUUUUCAGGCACUUACGUGGGAUCUCUGACAGGUUGUUAACUUUGGAAUGUGUGAGACAUGUGAAAUGCUCAUAUUUUCUCAUAUUGUCCCAUCGCCAAUACGUACGUAUUUUUAGAUUGUCAGAAGUCAUCAAUAGCUCAAGAAAUGUUUGUGUUAGACUUUAAAGCAGUACAGAGGGUAUAGGUUUUUUUUUUUUCCUCAUUGGACUUUUAAGUGAAAUUUGAUUUUUUUUUCAUGUAAAAUUGUAUAAAAAUCUUGUUGAAAAUAGGUUAAAUGGUAAAAUUAUUUAUAAGAGUUUUGUGAAUACUUUAUAACAUUUGAGUUUUUAUUU